AUUGGCGAAAGGGUUUGAAAGUUUCCACUUCGCACGUCGUCAAAGAAAUGGCUGUUAACUAUUGGCUGGGACCAGUUGUAGACGGUAACAAUGUGAAGCUGUGCGCACUGGAUCCUGACCUAUCCGCGCAUGGCGGACGCUUUAAGAAGGAGCUUUCUGCCUUGAAAUUUUCCAACUUCUAAACUCAUUGCUCCUACUGUUUAUAUUAUGGAUGAUAUUAGGAAUGGAAUGGAGAACAUGAAAUCUCCAUUCAGAGGGAUAGCAAGGGACAUUAGAGGAAGAGCAUCGUGUUACAAACAAGAUUGGAUUGAUGGUAUUAAGUCCGGAAUUGGGAUAUUAGCUCCAACAGCUUACAUUUUCUUUGCUUCUGCACUUCCCGUCAUUGCUUUUGGAGAGCAACUUAGCAGAGAUACAGAUGGAAGCUUGAGCACUGUGGAGACUUUGGCUUCUACUGCUAUAUGUGGCAUCAUACACUCUAUUCUUGGUGGUCAACCUCUUCUUAUACUUGGAGUUGCAGAACCUACAAUCAUAAUGUAUACAUACUUGUAUAAUUUUGCUAAAGGAAGGCAAGAUUUGGGUCAACAACUAUUCUUAGCUUGGGCAGGAUGGGUAUGCACAUGGACAGCUCUACUCUUGUUUCUUUUGGCGAUUUUCAACGCUUGUGCUAUUAUCACUAGAUUCACGAGGAUUGCAGGGGAAACAUUUGGGAUGUUAAUUUCUGUACUUUUCAUUCAAGAGGCCAUCAAGGGACUGGUGAGCGAGUUCAAAACUCCCAAAUCUGAUGAACCAAAUUUACUCAAAGAUCAAUUUCAGUGGCUUUACACUAAUGGCUUGCUUGGUAUUAUAUUUUCGUUUGGACUUCUAUACACUGCAUUAAGAAGUAGGAGAGCAAGAUCCUGGAUGUAUGGAGCAGGGUGUGUUAGAAGCUUCAUAGCAGACUAUGGGGUUCCAUUGAUGGUUGUAGUGUGGACAGCACUCUCUUUCUGUGUACCAAGCAAAAUUCCAUCUGGUGUUCCAAGAAGGCUCUUAAGCCCACUCUUAUGGGAUUCUGAAUCUUUAUACCAUUGGACUGUAAUCAAGGACAUGGGCAAGGUUCCUCCGGUUUAUAUCUUGGCUGCCUUCAUCCCGGCUGUUAUGAUAGCCGGGCUUUAUUUCUUUGAUCAUAGUGUUGCUUCACAAUUGGCUCAACAAAAAGAAUUCAGUCUCAAGAAUCCAUCAGCUUAUCAUUAUGACGUUUUCCUACUUGGAUUUAUGACAUUGCUUUGUGGAUUAAUUGGACUACCCCCGUCAAAUGGUGUCUUGCCUCAGUCCCCCAUGCACUCUAAAAGCCUAGCAGUUCUUAAAAGACAGUUUAUCAAAAAGAAGAUGGUGGAGAGUGCCAAUGAAAGCAUAAAACAGAAAGCUAGUAAUUCUGAAAUGUACAACAAGAUGCAAAACGUGUUCAUAGAAAUCGACAACUCCCCAAUUACAAAUGUAAUAGUUAAAGAACUACGAGACUUGCAGGAAGCAGUCAUGAAUGUAGAAAUCGAAGGAAAAAACAUGAAGGAGAAAUUUGAUCCUGAGAAACACAUCGAUGCCUACUUACCUGUUCGUGUCAAUGAGCAAAGGGUCAGCAACUUUCUACAGUCGAUUCUCUUAGCAGUGUCUAUAUGUGCCAUGCCCUUAAUAAAAUUGAUACCCACAUCGGUUUUAUGGGGAUAUUUUGCUUACAUGGCCAUCGACAGUCUUCCUGGAAACCAAUUCUGGGAAAGAAUCUUGCUUAUUUUCGUUCCCCAUAGUCGAAGAUACAAGGUUCUUGAAAGGGUUCAUGCUUCUUUUGUUGAAUCUGUGCCAUAUAGAACCAUUGUCAUGUUCACGAUCUUCCAGAUUGUGUAUUUCCUUACGUGUUUCGGUGUAACAUGGAUACCUAUUGCGGGGAUUCUUUUCCCUGUUCCAUUCUUCCUUCUGAUAACCAUACGACAACACAUUCUACCAAAGCUGUUUCACCCUUAUCAUUUGAGUGAACUGGAUGCAGCCGAGUAUGAAGAAACUGUGGGUGGUCCAUCACGACAUACCAGCUUUAGUCUUAGGGAAAUCGAUGGUGUUGAUAGCAAGAACGAUGAAGAUGAAGUGACGGUGUGUCAUGCUGAAAUAUUAGAUGAAAUGACUACAAAUAGAGGCGAGAUCAAGAUUCGAAAUCUUAGCUUCAACGAAGAUAAACGAACCCAGAUUUACCCCGGUGAUGUUAUCCAGCCCGAGUGAGGCAGAAUAAAACUAUUGAUGAUGCUCAAAGAAACUACAAUCAAUACUAAUGAUGCUAGACCCACAUUUACUAUAUAUGGGGGGUAUUAUGCACAACUAGCAGGAGUUGGAUGAAAUAGAACUAUAUAUAGAGGAUGUUCAAAGAAAGUGUAAGCAAUAGUACUUAUAUGGCACAUAAGCCUAAUCAACAAUGUCAUGAAAUAGUACUACACAUGCCUAACCAACAAUUAAUAGAUGUGGAUCCUAUUAGCAUUUAUAAGUUUUGGAUUCAUAAAAUCAUAAUUAGGUCUAAAUCUUAUAGCCAACCUUGAGAAACUGGAGCUUGGGAUUGGUUUCUUUAACAUUACGUAUACACUCAAGGUGGUGCUUGCAAGUUGCAAUCCAAUACACCAUUUUUAGUGCAAAUGUUUUCUUGAAUAGUCACAUUUGUGUACAAUUGUAUUUAUAUAUGUACCUUUUGUGUUGUUUUAGAG
Molecule: messenger RNA, 2714 nt
Organism: Lactuca saligna
Lineage: Eukaryota; Viridiplantae; Streptophyta; Magnoliopsida; Asterales; Asteraceae
Source: the annotation of a GenBank genome assembly